CGUAUUGUUUUGACUUUUGACAUUUCAAAUGUCAUCCCCAAAGUGAGGUUAUGAAAAAUGCCAUAGCCCGCAAAAUGCAUAAACACAAAGUAAACAAACUCCAAUAACUAUUUUAAGACAAACGUACAAAACAUGGCCAAAGAAGUGAUUAUAAUUUUUGUUUACGACACUCAACUUUUACAAAAAGAGGAAGACGACCCGGCGUCGGCGAUUUUAUAUUUUCACCCGACGUGGGUGUCGGAUCAACAAAAAACUGCCCUAUGUGGACAAAUAAUCGGAACCACUCGUUGCAUUAAAAGUAUUUUUUCGACACCCAGUGUUGUCUCCUUGCAGAGCGGAAAGUUUUAUGUUAUAGAGAAUGGGAGAUACUUACUGGCAUGUGGAACAGAUCGCAAUAUAUCAGAAUGGCAGCUGGAACACAGAGCCAAAACCCUUUAUUCCAUAAUCAACUUCUUUCACAAUGAUUUUUCCGUUCUCUCUCAAAUUUACCCCAAGAGAGAAAACCUGUCGGCAAAGCUAUAUCACAUGUUCGAAACAUAUCUUAAAAUGCUUGUUUACGGGGGGAACAUAUUCUCUCAUAUACCAACGUUAGCGCUACCAAAAAGUGCCAGCAACGUUUUUACUGAAGCUCUGCAUCUGCUGCAGUGUUGCCAAGAGUUAACAAACGUUUUGGGCGGAUCUAUGUUGUACCAUAACAAGGUGGUUGCAACUCAAUUCAGUCCAGAUUUGACGAAGAGAAUCGUUUUGACUGACCCGUAUCGAAUAAAAUGUCCAGCAGAAACGACCACAGUUAACUUUGACUUGCCGCUGGGCGUCCAGUUGCUGGAAGUUUAUAUUUCCAGUGACGAAUAUUACACGUUACUUGCCAAAAAUAGCAGUAUUUUUCAGUAUUUAUACAAUAAGAAAGGUAUUAAAAAGACUAACUCGAAACCUUCCACGGACAGCGCGGCCGUUUCCCAGAUGAAACGCGACCAAUCCCUGAUCUUCACCAUGGUACCUGAAGAAGACGCACCGAACCCGGAAGGCUUUCUCCCGACGGCCGCCAAAAAACCGCGCCCGAAAUUUUUGAACCUCAAAUCCGCGAGUGUCGAUUUGGACCUAAAACCUCCACCAAAAACGCCUUUCGUCGGCCAAACCAGCGUGGUAUCCACGCCCAUGGUCGAGUUGAAAAAGUUCGUGCAUCAGAACCCGCUCUCGAUCGUUUUGGAUCCCGACGAGGUAGGGAUAAAAGUGGAUUCUCCCGAACAACAACAACAACGUAAUAUUGAUGAUGAUGAUAAAAAAUGCAAAGGUACGAUACGCGAGCAUUCGGUGAGUUUGCAGAACUUGGCAGGUAUUGUGGACGAUGAUGGUGAUAGUAAAGACAAAUUAAAGCGUGCGGUAAGUAUAGGUGAUCCUACGUGUGCGGUUUUUAGUCUGGAAACUGGAAAAGUCAUGUCGAAGUCGAUGUACAAUGAACAAGUGUUCAACCAGAUUCGGUAUGACUUGAAUAUGGAUGUAAAAAGAGAGCACAAUAACUUCAACAAGUUUGAUUUAAUUAUGCCGAGUAAUAAAAUCAAAAACAACGCGAAAGUUGAAGUUUACAAGAACAACAAAAACAUCACCAAUCCAAAAUCCGACGUAAUUCUGCGCGACAAACCAAAGACCAACAACCGGGAGCAAAGAAAAUCCCUAACGCUCCCCCUGAAAUCCCUCACCGCGGAACUAACAUCCCCCAUAACAAAAAAUCGUAAAUACUCGUCCGGAGUGCAACUGACUCCUUUAAUGUCAAAAUUGACCAUGCUAGCGUUCGAAGAGGCAUCAAGUGGCUUCGGUUCUCACUCGACAACACCCGGAGAUUACCGAGGCGCGACCCCCACCCAGCAAAACUUCCCCUACAACCCCAUAAAGACGGUAAAACCCUCCAAAGCAAACUCCACCCUCCACAAGUGCGUUCUCUUCGUUUGCGGGCAGCAAGACGUAGUCUUGACCCUCCUACUCAAAGAGGAGUGCUGCACGAGCGACGCGGUGAUCAACAGGUUGUGGGAGAUCGCUACGGAGCACUUGGGGAGAUUGGAGAAGCAGCUGCGCCUGUGCAUGGAGUCGCAACCAAACGGGAACAGUGCGCACGACCCGUACAGUUACAUAAUGCUGGACUCUGAUUGGGACACGUUGAAGAGGGGCGGACCCUGGGGCACCACUGACACCGUGAUGAACACCCUGCACAGGGACUUCAAGGAGACUCCCGGUUUGACGGAUAUAUUCAUAAGAGGUAGCGACAGCGUGGUAUAUGGAAACAGUUGCGGUCAAACUGAGGUUUAUUACCACGAGACCGCCCCAUUGAACGGCGGUUUACCACCUCCAGCUGACCCUAUGGGUCAGGUCCAACUUAAAGCUCGUAGACGACUUGAAAGAGACCACGCGAUUGUCUUGUUGUAAAAUGUUAAUUUUUAAGAAAAAAGUUGGUAUUAAUGUUUACUUAACAAGUUUAAAGCCUGAUUUAUGGAUUGACUUCCUUCCUCCCGUAAAAGAUGAACUACGGUUUUCGUAUUGUUCAUCUUUUACGGGAGGAAGGCAAUCUAUAAAUCAGUCUCAAGUCGAAUACUGUUAAUAUUGUUUUAUACGUAAUUAUUUCUAGUCCAAACUAUGGGCCAUUCCAUACAAAACUGCCGAAUAGCGUAGCUCUAAAGAGCAACACAAAUGGCGAUUUCGUGUGGAAUGCCCCAUAUUACCUUCAAUACAAUAAAAUUAUUGUAUUUUGUUAACGCAGGGUCUUUAUUUUUUCCAAACAAUUUAAUUUAAUUAAUUUAUGUGUGUACAUUCCAGAAAAAAAACAAUUUAUUCUUAAUUUAUUAUUAUUUAAUAGGAGUAUAUUAAUGAUUAAUAAUUUUGUGUCAAAAUUAUAGACAAGUGUAAAUUAUUAUUACUAUUAUGAAUAAAACCGACAUAUUUAAAGAACUAUAUCGCUUUUACACGUUUGCGCAUUAUAUAAAUAGAAAGCUAUUUUUACAUACCAACCUAAUAGUAUACAGGGUGUUAUGUAAUUAACGUAAUACAUUAAAAUACUGAAUACCUUUGGUGUAACGGAAAAAUAUUUAAAAAAAAAUUCACAAAGGUAAAGAAAAAAUAUACAUUAGUUGUAAAAAAAUUGUUAGUUUAGUUACGAGUCUUAUUAAGCUUGCAAGCGAGUGUUUAAUAAAAACUAGUAUCUAGAGAAGUUUAUAAAACGAGUUGCAUACUAUACUUUAUCUAUGACGAACACAAAGAAGAAUUUAAAGCCAAUUUUAUUUGUUAAACAUUUGACAUCUCGGCCAUUUCAAGCGUACGGACGGGACAAAUCACAAAACUGUUUCUAUGAAAAAAAUUGUAGGUAAUUUUUUUGCAACGAAAUUCUAUAAACUAAAUAAAAAAAAUCGCAAGAAAUAUUUUAUAUAAAUGGAGAUAAUUUUAAUAAUCUUCAGGACUGUCGUUUUUUUUAUUUAAUGUAUAAUCUAACAAAAGAAGAAUAUUUUUGACUCUUUUGAUGCCAAAACAUAUAUAAUAAAUGAUUCACUUUUUUUUUACAAAAACAUUUUUGUAAAUCGUGCGUUUCGCGCGCUUGAAAAGGCCGAUCUGUCAAAUUUAAACCGAUUUAAUUAUUAUUAUUAUAUUUGCGUUUAUUUAGCAAAAUGGCUUACGUUUUUUUCUGAAAAUAACCUCAAAUUCUUAAGAAUCCUGGUGAAAGUUUAGAAAGGAGCUGUACAGACAGUUCUUUCUAUACUGUGAUAUAGUUCUCUAAAUAUGUGGUAAAAAGUUUUUUACUAAAAACCAAAUCUAUCGCUGGAACUAAGUUGGUAAUUUUUUGUCCCCAACUGGCAAUACUGUCUGCAUUUUUUAAAACUCUGUGUGAUAUGUAUUACACUUGUAAACAUUCCCAAAACAUUAAAAUUGAAUAAAACAAUUUUAAAACCAUUUUUCCAAUUUUUGUACUCAGUAAAAAACAUGUGUGACUUUAUUGCAUUUUUGGUACAUAAUUUAGUUUCUGCGAUUUUCGAUUUGAUUUUUUCGGUACCGAAAAGAAACUACAGGUGUAGACAACUUUUUUUGUAGUUUUCAUGCUUGUAGUUUAACAGUACCUAUAGGGUGAUUAUGCAACAUUCCGUGCCAAAAAGCUUAGGUAUAAUAUUGGAUCUCAAUGUAUUAAUUAAUGUUACAUCUAUGUGCUUUUAG
Molecule: messenger RNA, 4188 nt
Organism: Brassicogethes aeneus
Lineage: Eukaryota; Metazoa; Arthropoda; Insecta; Coleoptera; Nitidulidae
Source: the annotation of a GenBank genome assembly